AUGGUUAAGCAUAAAAAUUUUUUUAAUAAAUAUCGCAAUAACAAUAAUAAAAACAACAAAGAGUCAGCAUCAAAAUUUUCACAGGCUUUUGGUAAAUAUGUGCCAACGUUAAUUAGUAAAUAUAUAAAAAUACAAAUUGAAGAAGGUUAUUUGGAUCAAUCGACCAGAGAAGCAUUAAAAGCAGGAAUCUAUUCAUUGUUAGAUUUGUUUGGUGAUUAUGAAAGAAACAUGUUAAUGGCAAAUUUAGAUAAAAUUGGAAAAAUUUUAUUUAAAAAUCUUUGGACUGAUUAUAUUAAAAAUUGGAAAUAUGUUGGCAGAGGAUAG
Molecule: messenger RNA, 324 nt
Organism: Entrophospora sp. SA101
Lineage: Eukaryota; Fungi; Glomeromycota; Glomeromycetes; Entrophosporales; Entrophosporaceae
Source: the annotation of a GenBank genome assembly